CUGUGAUGUGAUGUGAGAGAUGCGGAUUUGAAGGGAAAAAAACCCAGUUUCAGAUUUUGUCAUAAAGCAAGACACGGAAAGAUAAAGACACAAACUUUGCCCACUGCGAAAGGAAAUCAGGGUUCUUUUCCUGAUUCUCUCUCUCUCUCGGCGUUGAGAUGAGAAGGUUUGAAAUCUUCAAAGGAACAGGACAUCUAUUAUUAUACAGAGAUUAUUGAGAUAAGGUUGUUGGUAGUAGUGGGAAGACAACAAGUACACCAUUACUGCAUAUUAUAAUAUGCAUUUUUUCUUCUUCAUGUCUCUGGAGUCAAACCCAAAUGCUCCAAGGCUGUCUUGUCCUGAUGCCAGAUUAUAUAGGGUUUCUUUCCCUUUGUCAUGUUUCACUGUCAUUGUUCAUUUCCUAAGGUUAGUCUCUUUUGAGACACGAUGAUGGGAAGAGGAAGAAGAAGCUGUCAUUUAACCAUUGCCUUCUUCUUCUUGCUAUGCCUUGCUCUUUCUUCAUGGGCUCUUCCUCUUUGCACCGAUUUGAGAGCCCCUAUGGAAGGGAAUUCAACAUUGAGCUUUUGUCCCUACAGUGGAAAGACAUGUUGCAACCCGAGCGAAGACUCGGCAUUGGAGAGGCAGUUCCGAGCGAUGAACAUUUCAGACACGGGAUGUGCUGCUGUUGUUAAAUCAAUCCUUUGUGCUAAAUGUGACCCGUUUUCAGCGGACCUCUUCGGGGUUAGUUCAGCUCCACGGCCAGUUCCCAUCCUUUGCAACUCUUCUGUUUCCGAGAAUUCUUCUCAGAAGACAAAGGACUUCUGCUCUGAAACAUGGGAUACAUGUCAAAACGUCUCCAUCUCCGGUUCUAUUUUCGCGCCCUCGUUGCAAGGCCGGACUGGAGCACCAGUGAAUACCAAUACCUCCAACUUGGCUGAUCAAUGGCAGUCGAAAGCCGAUUUCUGCAAUGCAUUCGGAGGAGGUAACACCAACGAAACCUUUUGCUUCAGUGGCGAGCCAAUGAAGCUGAAUGACACUAACCCGAACAACCCACCGAGUGGUCUAUGCCUCGAGAAAGUCGGGAAUGGCACUUAUCUUGCCAUGGUUCCUCACCCCGAUGGCUCAAACCGUGCAUUCUUCUCUACCCAAUCUGGAAUAAUAUAUUUGGCUGGUAUACCGGAUCAAGAGUCAGGUGGAGUGUUGGAUAUAGACGAAUCGAGUCCAUUUUUGGAUUUAACCGAUGAAGUCCAUUAUGAUACCGCGUUUGGGAUGAUGGGUAUUGCCUUCCAUCCGAAAUUUGCUCAGAACGGUCGGCUCUUUGCUUCGUUCAAUUGUGAUAAGUCCAAGUGGCCGGGAUGUACCGGAAGAUGCUCUUGUAACUCGGAUGUGAACUGUGAUCCUUCCAAACUAACACCUGACAGUGGUUCUCAGCCGUGCCAAUUCCAAACCGUUAUAGCCGAGUAUACCACUAAUGCUACCUCGUCAAAUCCUUCUUCGGCCAAGAAUGCUAAGCCAACAGAAGUCAGAAGGAUUUUCACAAUGGGACUUCCCUUCACAUCUCAACACGGUGGACAGAUUCUGUUCAGUCCUUCAGACGGGUAUCUCUACCUUAUGAUGGGAGAUGGCGGCGGAGGUGGAGACCCUUAUAACUUUGCUCAAAACAAGAAAUCAUUGCUUGGAAAGAUCAUGAGGCUUGACGUAGAUAACGUUCCAAGUUCUUCGGAUAUCGCCACGAUGGGUUUAUGGGGAAACUACUCAAUACCGAAGGAUAACCCUUUUCGCGAAGACAAGGAGCUGCAGCCCGAAAUUUGGGCCAUCGGGCUGAGAAACCCUUGGAGAUGCAGCUUCGAUUCGGAAAGACCUUCAUACUUCAUGUGUGGAGAUGUUGGACAGGAUACAUUCGAAGAGGUGGAUCUCAUAACCAAAGGCGGAAACUACGGAUGGCGUGUUUAUGAGGGCACGAACGUUUUCCACCCUGAAUCAUCCCCGGGGGGAAAUACAUCGGCCAAAUCCAUAAACCCGAUAUUCCCUGUUAUGGGAUACAACCAUUCUGAGGUGGACAAGAUCGGAGGAUCAGCUUCAGUAACCGGAGGGUACUUCUACCGGUCACAGACUGAUCCUUGCACAUACGGAAUGUACUUGUAUGCUGAUCUAUAUGGGAAUGGCAUGUGGGCCGGGAUAGAAAUGCCAGUUAACAGCGGGGAUUUCACGUCGAAUAAGAUCAAAUUCAGCUGUGCACCCGACUCUCCGAUGCAAUGCAGCUCUACUCCCGGAACUUCAGAGACUUCGCUCGGAUAUAUUUUCUCGUUCGGAGAGGACAACAAGAAAGAUAUCUACUUGCUUACAAGCAAAGGUGUUUACAGAGUAGUGAGGCCGAGCCGCUGCAAUUUCGCCUGUUCCAAGGACAAGAUCACUGCCGGGACGAGCCCACGGCCUUCGGGUUCUCCCUCUCGUUCACUUGGAACUACUCUUCUGAGCCAUUGCUUUGGAAGUUUGGUCGUUUUGUUAGUGUCUGUGUCUCUGCUUCUGCUGGUUUUGUAGCUGUAAUGUUGUCAGAACUGAGAAGCUAGAAAAGGGUUCAUCUUUCAUAAUAUGGUGUUUAACUGUUUGUUGUUUUCGGUGGUUGAAAACACUUCUUGAUUCUUGUUCUGUUGAUUUUCAGGGUGGCCGAAGAGAAUUUAUGUCUUGUAAUGAGGAAAAACAAUUUAAAAAUACACGGGUUUUUUCUUGU
Messenger RNA from Tarenaya hassleriana, 2710 nucleotides. RefSeq names its product HIPL1 protein. NCBI's taxonomy places the organism in Eukaryota, Viridiplantae, Streptophyta, Magnoliopsida, Brassicales, Cleomaceae. The coding region runs from base 427 to 2520 and encodes 697 amino acids. The record is from RefSeq and is a predicted model, not a curated record. The transcript has 7 exons.